This is a messenger RNA of Nannospalax galili (Upper Galilee mountains blind mole rat), 1111 nucleotides long. RefSeq names its product linker for activation of T cells family member 2 (gene Lat2). The coding region runs from base 137 to 757 and encodes 206 amino acids. NCBI's taxonomy places the organism in Eukaryota, Metazoa, Chordata, Mammalia, Rodentia, Spalacidae. The record is from RefSeq and is a predicted model, not a curated record. Gene Ontology annotation, biological process: B cell receptor signaling pathway; calcium-mediated signaling; B cell activation. The transcript is spliced from 13 exons. Gene Ontology annotation, cellular component: plasma membrane.
GGUGACAGGAAGCUGGCCGCCUCGCCUACUGCCUGCCAGAGUCUGUGAUACUGACUUUGUCUUGGGCAGGUGUGCAGGCAAAGGAUGGAGUGACUGUGCUGAGGAGCCCCUUACUCUCAGCUCCACAGGAGCCAGCAUGAGUUCGGAGUCUGAGCUGCUGUGGCCAGGAGCUGCACUGCUGCUGCUGUUGGGGACCACAGCCGGACUGUGUGUACGCUGCUCCCGCCCAGGGGCAAAGAAGCCAGAGACGAUCUACGAACAGAGGAGCCAGCAAGAAAAUGAACAGAACUUUGCUGUGGCACGGACCUACUCCUUGGUUCAACAGGUAUGGCCAGGACCCCUGAUGGACACAGCCUCUGACGUGUCACCUGCAAGGAAAGACAAGCUGUUGCUGUUUUCCCACCUCGAGGGUCCUGAAUCCCCCAGGUACCAGAACUUCUGCAAAGGAAGCAGACAUGAUCCAGAUGCUGCCUAUGUAGACCCCAUCCCCAUAGACUACUACAACUGGGGACGUUUCCAGAAGCCUCCAGAAGAUGAUGACUCCAACUCCUAUGAAAACGUGCUCAUCUGCAAGCCUAGCACCCCCGAGUCAGGUGGUGAGGACUCUGAGGAUUACCAGAAUUCAGCAUCCAUUCAUCAGUGGCAAGAGUCCAGGAGGGCUACAGGUGUACAGUCAUCCCCAGUGGGAAGCCCGGACGAUGACUCUGGGGAGGCGGACUAUGUGAACGGGGAUGUGGCCGCAGCUGGGAAAGUCUAGAGGAGACGAAGGAAGGGCCUGAGGGAAUCAUGAGCUCAGGAAGAGUUCGCUGCCUCCUGAAGAUCGUUUUCCAGUGAUGCUCAACCUUCAGACUUGCUAUGGCUGCUCCCGGCAGGGACACUGACAUCUGGAGGACAGCUUGGGAACUGCACUGGGAAGCACUGGGACUGCAGCCCUCAAACCAUGACCCAGGCUUCCUGUGGGCAGAGCAAGGGGCCUGGUGACACCUGGCUCUGCUGUGAUUGGAGGGCCAGGAUUCAGGUCAAGCUGCAUCCCUGCCCCAUCCCCAUAUCUAAAACAUUGUACAACAGUGGUAUUUGUGUUCUGUUUUAAUUUUGAGACAGGGUCUCCUUA